UAGACCAGCUCGACCGCCGCAAAACGCGACAGUCUGGACACAUUGUGUGCUCAAAAGCGUGUUUUUGCGACUUCGCUAUCCGAACUGUAGGGCUGUGUACAUCAAAUGCAACCCUAAAUUUAAUCAAGAUGUUCACAGUUAUAGACAAGGUUUUUGGGGACCGACAUUCUCCACAGGAUAAGGCUCAUUUCCUUGAAGUGUCUCAUCAUAACAGCGCGUACUUCGGGCAGACUCCAAUAUAUUUACACUCGGACCCUACACCGAAGGUAGUAGCUGCGAAGGUGAACGCAUUGCUUCGGGCUCAUUCCACCAGCAAUGACGCUUUACUCCUUCUGGACUGCUUCCUUGACGUGCUGCCACACAAUAUCGUCAAAGGUGACGUCGUCGCCUGGAUACGGUCGGUGACCCGCCUUAUUUCUUGCAAGAAGGCUGACCCGGGACAACACAUUGCGUGGAACGUGCUUUUGAAGUUACUGCAGCGCGUCGCAAAAUAUACGGAACUCAGCAAGGAUGUGCCAGACGUUGUCUCUGGUAUCCUCCAGAAGAUCUUGGAAGACCUCUCUCCCGAAGUACGAGAGCCACGAGAGGGAGCCCUGAAAUGUCUCCACACGUGCAUGAAGCACUUUGGUGUGCUGUUAGGAUCGCAACAGGGUGUGCUGGAGAAGCUGCUCUGCAGACACCUUGUGGGUUGGAAUUCUUCGGCAGUACAGGAACUGGUCUGCCAAUGCUUGGCCUAUCUGCCAUGGUGCUGCAGAGGUGGCGUGCACAAGCAGACUGAAAUGUGGGCAGCUCAGAUGCGCCGCCUUGUGGCAACUGUCAACGUCUGCCUCGACUCUUUAUUUGAAGACCUGCACGUUGCGAGAAGUAACGUCUCCGCUGACGCUGCAUUGACGCUCGAAAAUUCAACCAGUUUCGGUCCUCACUCAACAGUUUUCUUGAACUGGAGACGAGUGCAGAAUUCUAGUCAUGCCAUUUCGCUCAUGUUCAGCACCGGUGUUUCACAUACCGUUCCCGUGCCAAGCGAAGAGAUUAUACGUGUUGUCUCUCGUAUGCUCAGCGUCAGCCCUUCCAUGAUGUACUCUCAGCCGACAGCGCACGAAAAGAUGAUAGCUUCCAUAAUGCCGUCGCUUCAGGGAUCGGCACUGGAGCUGCUGAAACAGCUGAUCCUGAGCUGUCGGCAAACACUUGCAAGAGAGACGGAGUCCAUCACUGAAAUGGUAUUGCAAGUCAUUCUGCGGUCAGCAUCGCAGUCGUGCAUUGACAUCAGGAGGUUACGGAAGAUGGCUUACUCUGCUCUUGGCCUGUGGCUGCAAGUCAGCAAGUCGGGAUCCAGUUUAGAGGGAAGGGUCGACAAACUGAUCUCUGUGCUCUUGAAGGACAUACAGAUAGUUACAGGCUCCAUUGAGCUGAGCAGGAAAGGCAGCAAUACUGUACCCAGCAGCCCCUUCAUCACAGAAGAUGGCAAUCAUGUAGAUAUCUUAGAAGAUUUAUGUGAACAGGCACUGCAUGUCUUGCGGCAGAUCGUCUGUACUCACGGUACACGGCUGAAGAGUGACCUCCUUCAGGAGGUUCAGCGCAAUGUGGUGGUCCUGCUGUUGAAGAUACAGCAGCGGAGGUACAACCUCCCACAGCCCUAUGGGUCGCCUCGGUGCAGGAGCGCACUUUACGCCACUUUGCUGUCUCUUAUGGUCAACUUCAACACCUCCAUUCCUCCUCCACUUCACUGCUGCAUUCGCAUCUUCAGUGCAGGCCUGCACGAUACUUCAUUUGAGGUGGCAGAGCUAUGCACCCACGCUCUCGCCUGUGGCACGCUGAUCGCCCACCCGCUGACCUCUAGUCUUUCGAGGCAUGCACUUUCUGGUAAGGCACUGCGUUGCAUCCGUACUACACGCGAUGUCGCAUCACAAACCGCGGCAGACCUGGCAGACACGACCUGCGCCGCCACUCAAACGACAGCGCCGACCUUCACCGCUCAAGAAGCCAAGCAUCACCGACCGCGCCACGCAAAGAGGCAUCCGUAUUCGACCUUCCGCGACGAGGUGUAUUCGGACGGGGAAGAGUGUGAGGAGGAGGAGGAGGAGUACGACGAGGAUGAACUUUAUCACGAAGAGGUUGAAGAGGAACAACACCAUAACGGGUUGCGCACUCACAACGGCGGAGUCGCCAUUGCGGAACGGAGCAUGUACUUCAAGGAGCGCCUCCCGCUCAAGCGGUCCAUGAACCGUUCGCCCGUCAGGGAAGAGUACAGUUCGAAGCGUCUGCACUCGGAGGAUGUGGAUGAGGAGGAAAGCCUGGAUGAUGAGUCGCUCGGAAGCAUGGACGAAGAAGAGGAGGUGGAAUCUGAAUCUGGAGCGGAAGAUGUCUCCACGGCUGCUGACGUUUCGGCAGAAAUGGAGUUCAUUGACUUGGACAACGAGGCUGAGGAAGCCGCUGAUGAGGCGGCGGCGCUGAGCAGCGAAUUGGGAAGCACCCAAGAGGCUGCCGUCGCUGCUGAACCGGGAGAGUCGAAUGCACAGCUGGAAACUGAGCCUGUUCCAGAGCCCGAGUUGGUGACAAACACCGUAGAAGCAUCCUUAGAAGACUUAGGAGAGACUGCACCGAAGCAAGAGACUGGAGAGGGUGUUCCGUCGGACAUGAGUGAUGAGUUGUGUACAAAAGCUGAUGAGGUGCAGGAGGUGAAGGCCGAAUUGGAGGGCACGGAAAAUCAUGUGGACAGCACAUCCGCGGCGAAGUGUGCAGAGGAGAAGGGAGAGGAGGUCAUCGAAGAGGGCAAAGGCGACGAGGGAGAAGCCGCGGAUGCCAACGUGGAGAAAGUGCCAGUAAGCGAUCCCCAGAAGAGCUCGCAGGUUAAGGAUGGCUGCGGUCCAGAUGUUGCAGAAAUGCUGUUGGACUUCGUGGACUGUUCACCGGACGACUAAGCCAGGUGUCCAAUACUAACUUCCCGUAUUUUAAUGUUCACCUAUUAGUGUUGGUAUACUGAGGAAGAAGUACGCACGCCAUCAGUUAUACUUUCGAAAUAAAAAGUCUUGGUACAGUCA
Ornithodoros turicata is the source of this 3038-nucleotide messenger RNA. Its product is annotated as proline-, glutamic acid- and leucine-rich protein 1-like. Gene Ontology annotation, biological process: rRNA processing. Bases 129 to 2918 code for a protein of 929 amino acids. The transcript is spliced from 18 exons. The record is from RefSeq and is a predicted model, not a curated record. Gene Ontology annotation, cellular component: nucleus. NCBI's taxonomy places the organism in Eukaryota, Metazoa, Arthropoda, Arachnida, Ixodida, Argasidae.